This is a messenger RNA of Eimeria acervulina, 1617 nucleotides long. Its product is annotated as transmembrane domain-containing protein, putative. The coding region runs from base 1 to 1617 and encodes 538 amino acids. The transcript has 11 exons. Gene Ontology annotation, molecular function: transmembrane transporter activity. Lineage: Eukaryota; Apicomplexa; Conoidasida; Eucoccidiorida; Eimeriidae. Gene Ontology annotation, biological process: transmembrane transport. The record is from RefSeq and is a predicted model, not a curated record. Gene Ontology annotation, cellular component: membrane.
AUGCCGAUAUGUCUGUCAGCAUCUGAGAGAGACCUUGCUACAGCAGCAAACGUUGAUGCUCGGAUCCGCACUCAAGAAGAAACGUUCACUUCAGUCCUGAUACUGUAUACUGAGUGCUGGUGGAAUGCACGGUCUGCUCUGCCUUUCACCCCUGCCACUGUCAACGUCAACCGCGCCGGGCAGCCGACUGUCGGAUCCGGACCACCAGCUUCCUCUGGUGUGAGUUCAUUUUAUGGCCAUGAAAGGCAGAGCAAAACCCGCGAGCCUGGAGAGUUCAAGCUGAGGGCUUCUACCGCGAGGACCCAAGCUGUACAGGAGUCGUACGUCAUGGUUGAUGCGCCCUUUGCUUGCUUUGCUUUUGUCUGCUCUGCCUUCUUCUGCUAUCUCCAGAGCGUUUCUCAGGCCAUCUCAGGGCUCUUUUGGGGGUUGCUGGCUGACAGGACGUCUCGCGUGCGGCUCUUGUCCAUAGGAUGCGCAGGUUGGGGAGUCGUGGCGAUAUUUCUGGCAAGCUCCACUUUCUUCUGGCAGUUCGCUCUUUUGAAAGUGCUGAAUGGGGUGGCCAUGGCCAGGCUUAAGGGGUGCAUUUUGGGCGCGAUGAUGGGGGGCUCUCUUGCCAGCUUAACUGUCGUAGAAGGUGUUGAGGGAUGGCGAGUCGCUUUCUUUUCGGCAGGCGUUCUGUCACUGUUUGCAGCGGCGCUGGUGCAGAUCGUUGCGAAGGAACCGCGCCGUCAUCCAGUAGUAAUAUUAGAUGAAAUGAGGGGAGUUUGGGCUUUGGAGGGAGUUAAAAGAAACCGAGAAAGUGCAUUGUAUGAACUCUACCGUCGGUGCAACAACUUCUGUCGCGCUGCGCUCAGCCGGACGUUCUUGCUGCUGCUGCUGCAGGGCAUCUGCGGCUACAUCCCGCUGCACGCCUUCCAGUUUUAUACUCUUUAUUUCCAAUACGUGGGUAUGCCGGAUUGGCAGGCCUCUCUCCUCACUGCUUGCCCUCUUGUAGGCGGUCUGCUGGGCUCCCUCUUCGGUGGUUGGCUGGGCGAUCAAGCAGAAAGAAUCAACGCUUUCCACGGGCGACCUCUCGUGGGGCAGCUCGGUACCCUCUUGGCCCUACCCCUCAUCUACGCUGGCUUGCUGGGUAUCCCCAGAAGGCCAGAGUAUUUUGGGCUAUAUGCAGUAGACAUGCUUUUCCUCGGUUUCGCAAUCUCAUGGUGUCCCAGCGGUGUUAACCGGCCGAUCUUAUCUGAAAUCGUGGAGCCCGAUUCUCGAGCGACAGUAUUCGCCACUCAGAUUGCCAUCGAAGGCAGCGUGUCGGCUCUGCUGGGCUCUCCAGUGAUUGCUCUAUUGGCGGAGUCGAUUUUUGGGUAUAAGACGGGAGUUCCUUUUCACACAGCAGCAGACGCCCGAAGGAAUACAGACGCCUUGGCGAAUGCGUUGCUGGUGGCCACUGCCUUCCCGUGGACCAUUUGCUUCUUUUUGUAUGGACUUAUGCACUUCACAUACCCCAAGGACUCCGUCGCCUAUGAGCAGUACCGGUCGGCUCGCAGCGGAGCAAAUGGCAACAAAAAACAGAGAAAAUCGCUCCCACACGCCAGUGGCAGCGCCAGUCCGCAUGCAGCAAAUUAA